This is a messenger RNA of Lathyrus sativus (Indian pea), 492 nucleotides long. The record is from the annotation of a GenBank genome assembly. Lineage: Eukaryota; Viridiplantae; Streptophyta; Magnoliopsida; Fabales; Fabaceae.
AUGUAUGUGCGGAAUGGAACUAUGGAGGAUUCCCAUCGUGGGAAGUAUGUACCGCAAAAAUGCAACACCAAUUGCGGAAGUCCAUCACAAAGGUGGUACCAUGUGCCAAGGUCAUUCUUGAAUGAUGACAUGAACACAUUGGUUUUGUUUGAAGAAAUUGGUGGAAAUCCUCAAAGUGUUCAAUUUCAAACCGUAACAACAGGAACUAUUUGUGCUAAUGUACAUGAAGGUGCUCAAUUAGAACUAUCUUGCCAAAAUGGACAAAUAAUCUCACAGAUACAAUUUGCUAGUUUUGGUAAUCCAGAAGGUCAAUGUGGUUCUUUUGAAAAAGGCUCAUGGGAAGCUUUAAAUAGUCAACAAGUAUUAGAAGCUGCAUGCAUAGGAAAAAAUAGCUGUGGAUUUAAAGUGACAAAAGAAAUGUUCGGUGUAACGCUUAGCACAAUGAGCGUUAAUAAUGAUAUAUCUAGAUUAGCAGUCCAGGUGACAUGUUAA